Molecule: messenger RNA, 1885 nt
Organism: Syngnathus typhle (broad-nosed pipefish)
Lineage: Eukaryota; Metazoa; Chordata; Actinopteri; Syngnathiformes; Syngnathidae
Exons: 8
Coding region: 145-885 (246 amino acids)
Biological process (GO): protein localization to plasma membrane
Source: RefSeq, a predicted model, not a curated record
GUCAUUCCUCAAGAACAAACAGGAAUUCCAGGUCCUACAUCACGUUUGUUCUGUCACUCGACGAGUUGCGGCAGGCAGAUAGGGAGGAGACGAACCAGCCCAAGAGAACGCACAGUAACAUCUCAGCUUUGAUAAGAAGCAUACAUGUGGCUCUGGAUUUUCUUUCCUUUGGCUCUCUCACUAACUUCCUUCGUCGGAACUUGGGCUGUAUAUGGCUUAGCCUACUCCAAUCAACAUGUGUGCUCGCUCACUGACUGGUGGGGGGAGAACUUCUGCACAGCCAACCACACCACCAACUGCUGUAGGGUUCCCACCAUAAGCACAAGUGGGACCUACGCUCCGGAGAAUUCACUUUUCACAGCGGUCAUCAACGCUGGCUCCUUUCUGUUUUUCUUCUUCUCCAUAUUCCACCAUGCCCACAUCAUGGAGAAAAAUGCUAGCCAUGCCACCAUGAGCAGGUUUGCUCUGGCCUUUGGCGUGGUGGCCUCCAUGGGAUCAUUCGCUGCCGGGAACUGCAAUCCUGGGUACCUGACGCUACUGCACCAUGCAGGGGCUGGACUAAGCUUCUUGUGCAUCUGCUGCUACAUGGUCCUACUGACCGCACUGACCAAUAGAUGCCUGCUGACGGGAUACGAGAAUGUCCUCUACCCGCUACGCGUCGUGUCCACGCUGCAACAGACCAUCCUCACUAUUUGCUAUACUUUUUGUUUUGCCCACCUCGACUACCACUACGUGCACCUGUCUGCUGUUUUCGAGUGGAUCCUCAGUGCUAACUUGGAGCUGUUUGAGCUCAGCUUCAUGGUGGAAUUCAGUUUCUUCUCCUCCUACAUGCUGUCCAAUCUCUACAGCCAACGCGAGGAGGAGAGGCCCUUUAUUAUGGCCUGACAUACACUUAAGGCUGCCCGGCUACAGCCGGAGAACAGGUUACCAGGACGAUAAAAAUCUGAAGACUUUAGAUGUUCAUAUUAACAAUGUCGGAUCUUAUACUGUGAAGAUGUCUCAUGUUACGUUUAUGCCUUUGAAACCUUGGCUGCCUACAGAGAAAAAAAUCUUGUUAAGUCAGAUUGCUAGAAAAAAAAAAAACCUGUUGAGUUAGAUUGCUACAAUGUUUCAAAGACCAUCCUUGGUGGAUGUCGUCACCUAACUCACUCAUCAAGGUGUGGCAAACAACGGGAGAUGACAUUCAUGUGCUGAAACGAAACAGCUUUUGUUCUAAACCCUUAUGACGUGUACAGCGGUGCCUUGGGAGUGACCGACAACGCUUUUUUUUUUUUUUUUCUCAAGAGUAACACUGUAGAUUGAGUGAUUUUAUAGUGACAUGCAAAAAAUUCCCAGUCUUGUGAGCAAAAACCUCCAUCACAAGCACCGUUACUAGUCUCCGUCAUGUCUCAUUGAGUUAGUGAUUUUUUUUCUAUUGUGUUUUACUUUGUAAAACAUUACAGGGUGUUAUUUAUCACACAUUACAUGACAUUUCCAUUCAUUUCAAUUAGCAGUGACGCUGAGAUAAGUGAUAGUUCCCGAAUGAAUUCAACUCAUAUCUCAAGGCACCGCUGUGAAGACCAGAACUGUUGCUCAGACGCUGACACUAAUUUGGCUGUCACCUUUACUCUGCCUGCUUUUUGGUUUGGACAUAAAAACUGGUUUUCCUAGUUCUAUGACAAUAAUGGCAUUUCGGACCAAGUUGUCUACUCGCUUGAAAGUAGCUCUGGAUUUUUCACCUGUAUGAAAACACUCCAUUUACAGAACUGUGACUAAAUACGAAAGAAAAUAAUUGCCUGUGCGGAACGGUUUAAGACCUCGGAUGUUAUCUGAGUGACGGAGAAGUAGAUUGGGUGAAAGCAAUUUUCAAGACAGCUAGGACUGAAUAAAUCAAUGUCAAAACGAA